UCUCAGUAUACCUCCUCAAACUUCCCUUCCCAAGUACAUCCCUCGUUUCCUUAAACCUCUUUUGUCACGGAAAGGAUAUGCAGUGGGCGUGGUAUUGCUUGAUUCUCGGUGACCUCUUUGCUCUCCUCGUCCGCUUCCGCACCGGAGAAUGGUCUCCCCAAGCACGGUACUUCCUCGUGUGCUCGCACUUGGCCUUGUGGGCUCGAGUCUUGCAAACAACACCACUGUAACCUCGUAUAUCGAAUCCUCCGACAGCAGCCCCGGGAUGAACCUGACGGUUUCGAUGGAUGUGGUGAAUGCCGACUACGCGUAUCUCUACGACAAUAUAACCACCAUUGAGGAUCUUACUAAGCGCACCGGCAUCACCACCACGGCCGCCGCGUACACAGUGGCCAAGGUCACUUCCGAAGUCAUUAUCACCGCCGCUUCCGCGAUCACGAUCUACGAGUACAUCGCUGGGGUGAUCAAAUCCAAGUCCGAUGCCAACUCCUGCACCAUCACCUACGGCGUCGAUUCGGAUGGCAGCCACACCGAGGGUUAUGCCUACAAAGCCUCCACCACCGGCAGCAACUGCGACACGACUGCAGAGCUAAAAACGAUUCGUUCUGCGACGGAAAAGUGUGCUACCACUCUCAGUACCAUGGGCGCCGUGCGCGGCUGCUGUACCAUGACCCAUGGAGGCACUUGGGAGGGCCAUCUCCGCUUGUCGGGGGAUCCGACCAGUUAUCCUGUGACGACUGUGACAUGUUAAAUGGAAGAUUGGAGCCAGAACAUGCCAUAUUUGAGACAAAGUAAAGAGCUGCAGCAGUGAGGGGGAGAAAACAUCUGGAAAAUAGGAGAAAGGAAAAAAACAGUAGUAGCAUCAGAUAUUCAGUC
Aspergillus aculeatus ATCC 16872 is the source of this 876-nucleotide messenger RNA. RefSeq lists its product as uncharacterized. Bases 149 to 751 code for a protein of 200 amino acids. The transcript has a single exon. Lineage: Eukaryota; Fungi; Ascomycota; Eurotiomycetes; Eurotiales; Aspergillaceae. The record is from RefSeq and is a predicted model, not a curated record.